UAAUCCCCUCUGUGUCUGAGAGGCCAGCUGAGAGAGGCAGGAAGAAGGCAAUUCCUGGCUGGUGGACGGCAUCUGAGCAGGUGUCAGGAUGCUGGGCUGGGUCCAGAGGGUGCUGCCUCAGCCCCCAGGGACACCAGUGAAGACCAAGAGAGAGGAGGAGGAGGGGGCAGAACCAGAGCCAGAGUUGGAGCCGGAGCCUGAAACAGCCCCUGAGGAGACUGAGCUAGAGGAAGAGUCCCUGCCACCUGAGGAGGCCCGCGUGGGGAAGGAAGUGGCUGAGGCUGAUCCGGGCCCUCAGGAAACCCAGGAGGCUGCCCCUUCUCCACCCACAUCCCUCCAGGCUCAGGUCGCUGUGGUUCCCGAAGCGAACAGUGGUCCCAGCAGCCAGGUGCUGACCUGGCUCAGAAAGGGUGUGGAGAAGGUCGUUCCGCAGCCCGUCCACAGUGGCAGGCCUGCCCAGAGCACCGCUGCUGGCUUGGAGGGUCCAGCUCAGAUCCUUGGGCACUGCAGCACUGGGGGCUCAGGUAAGGCCAGGAAUGAGGCCCCCAGGGCCCAAGACAAUGGGCCCAGGUCCUGGCUGCUCAGGUGGCUUGAGCAGAAUCUGGAGAAAAUGCUGCCUCAGCCUCCGAAAACCUCCGAGGGCUGGAGAGAUGAGCCUGCAGAUGCCGCCUUGGGUCCAGAGCCCCCAGGACCCCCUUUGGAAAUGGAGCCUGUGCCGCAGGCCCAGGAGAGCCCCUCCCUGCCUGCUCCUGCCCCCCCGAAGCCCGAGGAGGAGCCGACUCCAGAGCCCCAGCCUGGCAUCCAGGCCUCCUCCCUGCCGCCCCCACAGGACUCUGCCAGGUUGAUGGCGUGGCUCCUGCACAGGCUGGAGAUGGCCCUGCCACAGCCAGUGAUCCGUGGGAAGGCUGGGGAGCAGGAGCCUGACUCCCCUGUGACAUGUGACGUGCAGAGCAUCACCAUCCUCCCGGGAGAGCAAGAGGAGCCCAAUCUCAUCCUAGAAGAUGUUGACCCUCCCUGGGAAGAAGAUGAGCAUCGGGAGGUCAGCAGCAGCCCACAGGGUGCAGAGGCAGCUCCAGCUGAUGAAGAGGAGAGCGAGGUGGUGGAGCAGAUGCCCAGGGAGCUGCCUCAGAUUCAAGAGGAGAAAGAAGACGAGGAGGAGGAGGACGCAGAGGAGGAGGAGGACGGAGAGGAGGAGGAGGACGCAGAGGAGGAGGAGGUCGAGGAGGAGGUCGCAGAGGAGGAGGAGGAUGCAGAGGAGGAGGAGGACGGAAAGGAGGAGGAGGACGGAAAGGAGGAGGAGGUUGCAGAGGAGGAGGAGGACGAAAAGGAAGAGGAGGACGCAGAGGAGGAGAUCGCAGAGGAGGAGGAGGACGGAAAGGAGGAGGACGAAGAGAAAGAGGAGGAGGACGGAAAGGAGGAGGAGGACGGAAAGGAGGAGGAGGCCGCGGCCGCCAGCUCAGGAGUACCUGCCACGGAAGAGCACCCGGAAGUGCAGGUGGAAGACGCUGAUGCUGACAGCCAUCCCCUCUACGAGGAGGAGAAUCCACCCUCUCCCGUGCCGCUGCCCCCGUCUCCUGCCGAAUCCGACACACCUGGGGCCCCAGGAUCAGCCACAGGGAGCCUCAGGAAGAGGCUGUGCUCCCAAGAUGAUGAGGCUGAAGAGCUCAAGAUGCUGUCACCGGCCGUAUCCCCCGUGGUCGCUUGGUCGGACCCCACCAGCCCGCAGGGCACUGAUGACCAGGACCGCGCAGCCUCCACAGCCAGCCAGACGGGCACCCUCAUCAACGACCGGCUCCAGGAGCUGGUGAAGCUUUUCAAGGAGCGGACGGAGAAGGUGAAGGAGAAGCUCAUCGACCCUGAUGUCACCUCUGAUGAAGAGAGCCCCAAGCCCUCCCCAGCCAAGAAAGCCCCAGAGCCGGCCCUGGAUGUGAAGCCAGCUGAAGCGGGGCAGGUGGAGGAGGAACACUAUUGUGAAAUGCUCUGCUGCAAGUUCAAACGCCGCCCCUGGAAGAAGUACCAGUUUCCCCAGAGCAUCGACCCGCUGACCAGCCUGAUGUACAUCCUGUGGCUGUUCUUCGUGGUGCUGGCCUGGAACUGGAACUGCUGGCUGAUUCCCGUGCGCUGGGCCUUCCCCUACCAGAUGCCGGACAACAUCCACCUCUGGCUGCUGAUGGAUUACCUGUGUGACCUCAUCUACCUCCUGGACAUCACCGUGUUCCAGCUGCGUCUGCAGUUUGUCAGAGGCGGGGACGUCAUUACAGACAAAAAGGAGAUGCGCAACAAUUAUCUGAAAUCUCAGCGCUUUAAGAUGGACAUGCUCUGCCUCUUGCCCUUGGACUUUCUCUACUUGAAAUUCGGUGUGAAUCCCCUCCUGCGCUUGCCCCGCUGUUUGAAGUACGUGGCCUUCUUCGAGUUUAACGACCGCCUGGAAUCCAUCCUCAGCAAAGCCUACAUUUACAGGGUUAUCAGGACCACAGCCUACCUGCUCUACACUUUACAUGUGAACUCAUGUCUGUAUUACUGGGCUUCAGCCCAUGAGGGCCUUGGCUCCACUCACUGGGUUUACGAUGGCGUGGGAAACAGUUACAUUCGCUGUUACUACUGGGCUGUGAAGACCCUCAUCACCAUCGGCGGCCUGCCCGACCCCAAGACGCUCUUUGAAAUUGCCUUCCAGGGUCUGAACUAUUUCACAGGUGUCUUCGCUUUCUCCGUGAUGAUCGGACAGAUGAGAGACGUGGUGGGGGCCGCUACGGCGGGAAAGACCUACUACCGCAACUGUAUGGACAGCACAGUGAAGUACAUGAACUUCUACAAGAUCCCCAGGUCCGUGCAGAACCGGGUCAAGACCUGGUAUGAGUACACCUGGCACUCCCAAGGCAUGCUGGACGAGUCAGAGCUGAUGGUGCAGCUUCCAGAUAAGAUGCGGAUGGACCUCGCCAUCGAUGUGAACUAUGACAUCGUCAGCAAAGUGGCACUCUUCCAGGGCUGUGACCGGCAGAUGAUCUUCGACAUGCUGAAGAGGCUUCGCUCUGUUGUCUACCUGCCCAACGACUACGUGUGCAAGAAGGGGGAGAUAGGCCGGGAGAUGUACAUCAUCCAGGCGGGGCAGGUGCAGGUCUUGGGUGGCCCGGAUGGGAAGUCCGUACUGGUGACGCUGAAAGCUGGAUCUGUGUUUGGAGAAAUAAGCUUGCUGGCUGUUGGGGGCGGGAACCGGCGCACGGCUAACGUGAUAGCCCACGGGUUUACCAACCUCUUCAUUCUGGAUAAGAAGGACCUGAAUGAAAUUUUGGUGCAUUAUCCCGAGUCUGAGAAGUUGCUCCGGAAGAAGGCCAGGAGAAUGCUGAGAAAUAACAACAAGCCCAAGGAGCAGAGUGUACUCAUCCUUCCUCCACGGGCAGGCACCCCCAAGCUCUUCAGUGCCGCCCUGGCUGCAGCAGGAAAGAUGGGUGCCAAGGGGGCCAAAGGUGGCAAGCUCGCCCACCUCAGGGCGCGACUCAAGGAGCUGGCUGCGCUGGAGGCGGCUGCAAGACAGCAGCAGGUGCUGUAACAGGCCAGGAGCUUGGAAGAUGCAGCGGGAGAGACGGGAUCAGCUACCCCAAAACAGCCCGCGGCCCCGGAGACCCCAGCCCCAGGCUCUCUGCCACCUGCAUCCCAGGGGAGGUCCGAGGGAGAAGAGGGGGGCGUGGCCUGGCCCGAGGAGGGCUCGGUGCGGAUCCACAUGAGCCCAGGCGCGGAUCCCGGCGAACAGAUCCUGUUGGUGGAGAUCCCCGAGAAGGAGGAGAAGGAGGGGGAGGAGGAGAGGGAGGAGGAGGAGGAGACAGAGGAGGAGGAGGAGGGGGAGGAGGAGGAGACGGAGGAGGAGGAGGAGGGGGAGGAGGAGAAGAAGGAAGAGGAGACGGAGGAGGGGGAGGAGGAGAAGGAGAAGAAAGAGGAGGAGAAAAAGGAGAAGAAGGAGGAGAAGGAGGAGGAGGAGGAAUAGAGAGGCGGCAGCUAGUGCGCCACAACCCAGCAGGUGUGCGCCCCGCCCGCCCCCUCGCUCCCCUGCUCUCCUGCUCCCCGUGAGCCCGGAGU
This is a messenger RNA of Balaenoptera ricei (Rice's whale), 4071 nucleotides long. RefSeq names its product cyclic nucleotide gated channel subunit beta 1 (gene CNGB1). Gene Ontology annotation, molecular function: intracellularly cGMP-activated cation channel activity; protein-containing complex binding; intracellularly cAMP-activated cation channel activity. Gene Ontology annotation, biological process: monoatomic cation transmembrane transport; retina homeostasis. Gene Ontology annotation, cellular component: photoreceptor outer segment; intracellular cyclic nucleotide activated cation channel complex; plasma membrane. The transcript is spliced from 33 exons. NCBI's taxonomy places the organism in Eukaryota, Metazoa, Chordata, Mammalia, Artiodactyla, Balaenopteridae. The record is from RefSeq and is a predicted model, not a curated record.